AUGCCAGGUGUCGCAUACCAUGCCCUGAUCCGAACCCACCAUAUCACAUCCAGGAAGAAGGUCGCCAGGCUCAAAGCAGCCGCCAAACAAUUUCAAUGCUACGCUCUACUUCGAUCAGGGGGAAUCCCUGGUGUCAUGUAUGUCCGAGGCUACGAUCGAUCCAACGUCCAGAAAUGGGUUGACACGGUCCGUGACCUGAGAUACAAAGACUACCACCUGGCUGCGCCAGUUCAUGCUAUCUCAUCCGAGCUUCAACCCGAUGACCCUCAACAGGACGACGAAAGACUGGGAAGCCUGGAAGAAGUCACCACGGUCAAAGAAAUGGCCACGUGUAUGGAGGCGAGAGGACUCCAGAGAUGGUGGCGGGUCGCCAUGGGAUUCAUGAAGGCAUAG
Messenger RNA from Fonsecaea nubica, 393 nucleotides. RefSeq lists its product as hypothetical. NCBI's taxonomy places the organism in Eukaryota, Fungi, Ascomycota, Eurotiomycetes, Chaetothyriales, Herpotrichiellaceae. The record is from RefSeq and is a predicted model, not a curated record. The transcript has a single exon. The coding region runs from base 1 to 393 and encodes 130 amino acids.